Pristis pectinata (smalltooth sawfish) is the source of this 2534-nucleotide messenger RNA. It is a transcript of the gene rnf208, whose product is annotated as ring finger protein 208. NCBI's taxonomy places the organism in Eukaryota, Metazoa, Chordata, Chondrichthyes, Rhinopristiformes, Pristidae. Gene Ontology annotation, molecular function: ubiquitin protein ligase activity. The record is from RefSeq and is a predicted model, not a curated record. The transcript has a single exon. Bases 833 to 1570 code for a protein of 245 amino acids. Gene Ontology annotation, biological process: protein ubiquitination.
UGGCAAUAGCAUCAUCCUCUGCUUUCUCAGCAUUGAUUGCACCACAGCAAGAGCUCUUUGAAGGUUAGACAGAUGAAUGAAAAAGGCAAGCCAGAGAGGUUAGCUUCAGUUGCAGAGCUAGCCCGUGCUGGAGGACUGGGGCCUGAAGCCCUCACACUGUGCUGAAUGAGAGAAAUGUGAGCUAGCUGCAGUACUGCGGUGCUGCUGCAGACAGCACUGCCAUCAGAGGUAAACAGAAGACUCAGAGAGACAGAGCCAGAGCGAGAAAGCAAACUGCAGAGCAGCCACUGCCCUUACUAACAACACGGAGACACACACUUUGCUGGAGGAGGGAAGACCGUGUUCAAUUAGAAGCUGGAAGCGCCAGAUCAUCUCCGAGUGCAGGUAAUGUGAUUUGAGCGAGCAUCUCCAGGCUCCCUGCUCCCUGCCUGAGCAAUUCCUUCAGUGGGUGAGCGCUACUCACUCAGUAUUGUCACAGAGGCUUCAUCUGGAACAUGUUUGCACUGCGUGCUUCAUAUUGCAGCAUUCACUGCCGUUAGGAGGUUGAGAGGAAGAGAAGUCAGACUUUGCUGUCGUAAAGCUGACACUGACAGCACCUGUCAGCCUCGCUCGAUAAAUAUCAGUGUUUGGAACUGAUGAAGGCUGUGCAGAAGGUUCGGGAUGCUUCCUGCUGACUGUGUUGCAGCCUGACUCUUGUGAAUGGGAAGUGAAAGGUCCUGGCGUACAGAGGGAAGCCUGCAAGGUGCAGACAUGGAUAGUCGGUGUGGUGAGUACAGCCCCAGCCUGUGAAUUGGGCUACCCAGCUGCAGCUUGGGCACUUGCAUCCUCCCCUAUGGCGUGCCUGAAACAGCAGCAGGCCGCCAUCAAGAUGGAGGCAGUGAAGAUUGUGCCGGCGGAGAAGUUUGCGGACUGCCCAAGCUCGCAGGCCCGCUAUGGGCCCUCGCAGUGCUCCCGGGACCCCCCGCUCGUUGGGAAAUGUGCCUGGCCCCUGGAGUCGGAGAUCAUCGCAAACCAGGCCUGUGCCGAUGUCCCUGCCCUGGAGAAGGCGCGGAGCCCCAGUGGGCUGGCCAGGACUCCGCCCCGUGCUGAGAAGUUUAGCCAGGGCCACCGCAAGGCCAGCGCUGAGAUGUGCUACCACCGGCAGACGCCGUCGGACGAGGUCAUUGUCAACCAGUACGUGCUUCACCAGUCCGCCACCGCGGAGCCUCUGGAAUGUCCCACGUGCGGUCACGUGUACAACGCUACCAACAAGCGCCCCCGCAUCCUCUCCUGCCUGCACUCGGUGUGUGAAGAGUGCCUACAGAUCCUCUAUGAAUCCUGCCCAAAGUACAAGUUCAUCUCCUGCCCUACUUGCCGCCGGGAAACCGUCCUCUUCACUGACUACGGCCUGGCUGCUCUGGCCGUCAACACCAGCAUCCUCGCCCGACUGCCAGCUGAGGCCCUCACCGCCAACCCAGGCCAGUGGGGUGGGGAGGCAGACCGCAGCUGCUAUCAGACCUUCCAGCAGUACUGCGGGGCAGCCUGCAGCUGCCAGCUCCGAAACCCACUGUCCUCCUGCACCAUCAUGUAGAAGGCCCUGGUCACAAAGUUGCACUUGCAGCCAACAGGAGAAGGAUUACUCCAAGACUGAACAACUUGCUGUGUUUUUGCAGCACCCUUUAUGGUAAAUUACCUAUGACAAUUAUCUCAUCUGGGAGUUUCUGUGUUUUCUGUGAAAUCAAAGGUAUCCAAUUCAGACUGGCAAGUAUUAUGCUGUCCUGAUAAUUUUGCUUGAGAGCAGCAUUGCUAAGCUACCUGCACAAAUUUGACUCUGACCUCGGAACUGCUUUCUCCACCCCAGUAUUAUACAAUGCCUAAAACCAUCGCCAAUGCAUCGUCUUAAAAUGAUGCCUGCUACUGUUCAGUAAAGCUUAAUAUGUUCUAGGUCCAUGCUUCAGUAUUCAGACCCAUUCCAGCCCAGGCUCAGUCCUCAACCAGGGUGUUGAAUCUGCAAGGGCAUAUUUUUUUAAUCUAAAUUUUAGAAUUUGGUCUUUAGAUGGAGAGGAAAGGGUUUCACAGCACUUAAUUUUAACUGCAAGCGUCCUUGUCUAAGCCACAGACUUGUGGCUAACUUCCCUGACGUCAAAAGCACGUUGUAAGCGUUUUUGCAGUUUCAGCCCAAAGUAGCACCAUGUGUGAGCACACCCAGCAGUCUGUAGCUCUGGCGAAGCCGAACAGAAAAGGGUUAAAGUCUACUUGUCUCCAGAUCAGCCAUCAGUCAGAGUAACCAGAUCAUGAAAGCAGCUUUCACCAGAGGAUUGUGAUUAUUUUAACUCCUUCCCCCACCCCAAACAUCUGGUCCUUGACUCCAUGCAGCCAAUGACACAUCUAGGGCACAACAUGAUGGACAUGUCCUUGUCUUCAUCAUUAGAUACUGUGUAUGGAGCACCUGCUGCCAAAGGUCACAGUGCUUGGAGUCGCCAUGAACAGCGCUAGGAACAUAAAGAAUGUUUCUUUAUUGAUUGUAUUCUGUGAAUAAACUAUAUCACACCUUC